UCACCCGCGGCCACUGCCAACCGCCUCGCAGAGCCACUCGUCUCGCCGGGACUCGAACGCUCCUCUCCACGCAUCUCCGCGCUCGGCCCACUCCGGCCCAUCGGAUUCUGUUGCUCCCGGCCUCGUACACCGCGGCCGGGUGGACUCGAACUCACUUCUAUCAAACUCCCUCCUUAACACGCCCACCCACCCCAUCUUGCCUCUGCAAGACAUGUGUACAUUUGUGUUCAGCUAA
Messenger RNA from Protopolystoma xenopodis, 235 nucleotides. Lineage: Eukaryota; Metazoa; Platyhelminthes; Monogenea; Polystomatidea; Polystomatidae. The record is from the annotation of a GenBank genome assembly.